UCUCAUAGCUUCUCAUGCAGCAACGGACAUUCACACACUGCCUUGCAAGUGUGCAGAUCCGUCUCCAGGCGACUGAAGGGCGUACAUACGACUAGUGGACGACGCCCGCGACGGGCAAGCAAGGUCGCAAGUUAUUCACCAACUCAAACACAAUGUCUGACUUCCCUGCCUUGCCGGGCUUCUACAAGCUCAUGUACUUGUAUAUCGAGCCAACCUCGACAAUCCUGCCGUCUGUGCUUGCCUGGUUCUUCCCGGGAGCGGAGUGGUUCCACCACGGGCUCAUACCCUCAGCGGAUCCUCCGCCUCCUACUGGGUUUCUGGACGCCCGGACAAGGAUGGCGAUCUGGCAACUCGGAAACUGCUACCUCUUGCUCGGCCUAAUCUCUAGCUUCGUGUUCCGAGCCGUCAGAGACGCUUUGCCUAACAACGCGAUUGCCCAGGAGCGCAUUCUUGGCGCAAGUUUCACUGCAUUGGCUCUUGCAGAUGUCACCCAUAUGAUCUGGUCUUGGAUUGGGCUUCCCGAUGAUCUGAAGUACAACCCGUUGGCUUGGAACGCGACGACGCACGGGAACAUCUCGUUCGUGAUUGUACUCCUUAGUGGGCGACUCGCCUGGUUCAUGGGUAUCGGGAGGACCAGAUAUUACUACGGUCAGAAACCGAAGGGCAAGGCUGCAUGAAUGUCUGAGGAGAUUGACUCCCGGAUAACUGCGUCGAGACAAUGUAGUUCGUCGUCAUGUUCUUCCCCCUGCAUGUCAUGUAUACGCUGUGGCCCAUGUAUGUUCCUGUGAGCACAGGAUGUCUCAAACGUAUGCUGUGAUUGAAGACGCCAAUUCCCCGAGAUCGUCGACGUAGACUCAGUCCAACGUUGAAAGAGCCCGAUAAGUUUCCGGCAAGGCCACUCUAAAUGCAUCGACGCCUGCGUUCGGCAGCUGCGGUGAGGCUGUGGCGUUGAAC
This is a messenger RNA of Rhodofomes roseus, 954 nucleotides long. RefSeq lists its product as uncharacterized. The record is from RefSeq and is a predicted model, not a curated record. NCBI's taxonomy places the organism in Eukaryota, Fungi, Basidiomycota, Agaricomycetes, Polyporales, Fomitopsidaceae. The transcript is spliced from 7 exons. Bases 153 to 677 code for a protein of 174 amino acids.